CUUUGAUAAGCAGAUCCUCGCGAACCCACUUCAUUCUGUCCCUUGAAGUCACAUGAUUCGGGUAAACUGUGAUGUUCGAUGGUGAAAUUACGAAAAAGAUAUGAGUAGGUCGCUGUAUUCCAACUCAGGCGCGCAAUAAAUUGCACUAGUUCCACCAUAGUAAUAAUCUUCUUUAUUUGAUGAAUAAUGUUGUCAGCGAGACUUCAUGUUCAUGGUGACGCAGAAAAUUUUCAACCAUACCAGCGAAACAGGCACGCAGGAAAAAUGUUAUUCCCAUUCAUUUCAACAAUUUUAGCAGCGACCUUUUCAUUGUCGAUGGCCAUUGGUAAGGAGUUGGACGGACCUGUGCCCAGCAACACGGAUUUCUUUGGAACCAUGGAACAAGAAGAAUUCAUGAUGGCCCUGCUUUUGAACCUCACUGACCCCGUGAGGUACAACAAGCACAUCCCGCCGCCGGGGGAAUCCGGGGUUUACGAUUUCCCGCUGGAAGUCAAACACAGCGCCUAUGUGUACUACGUUUCCAGCUUGUCUCCCAGCUCCUCGGAAUACAGCAUCCACAUGCUCCUCAGACAACAAUGGAAAGACCCCAGGUUGUCUUUCUUACAUUACCUGAAUUCCACGGAAUGGCAAGAUGUGUCAUCCGAAGAUGUGAUCAUCGAUGGAGAAGCCUGGUUUGCCGAAAAACUCUGGACCCCGCACAUCAUCUUCGUCAACGAACACGACUCAUCUGUUUUCGAUUUUUCAAAAGAAAACGUCUACGUGGCUAUCGAUGCAGACGGCAAUGUCUACUUCAACUGCAGAUUGCGAGUGCAGUUUUACUGCGAAAUCGACUUGACCUUGUUUCCCUUCGAUGAUCAAACAUGCCGAUUGAAGAUGGAAAGCUGGACACUGACAGAAAAGGAUCUUGUGCUCAAGUGGAUGACCCCGACGUCGAACCUCAACUCCGUCGAAGUGGCCGACGAGUUUUCCAUGUCGGAAUACGAUCUGUACAAAGUAGAAGCCAAGGAACACAUUUACAAUUACCCACAUUAUACCAUAGAGUCAAAUCCGAAAAAGAUAAUAAGCAAUGCCGAUGUCCGACUUCGUCCAUCCACGGUCAAGGGGAAUGUGAAGGCUUUCGUCGGGGUUCAAUCCGGGAAAGUAUUUUUCAAAGACGGAACGAGUACGAUGCUGACAUUCAUCACUCUCACCAGAAGCAUUGAAGCUUCUUUGCCGAAAGUGGCGUACAUCAAGUCAAUUGAAAUCUGGUUCUUUGGCUGCAUCACGUUCAUAUUCUUAUCACUGGUGGAGUUUGCUUUGGCCCACAGCAUUCAGUCCUCCGCGAAACCAGUUUACGUCGUGAAACGGGCGACUCCAGGUCACAUCAUCCGAAGGGCCAUUUCGACGUCCGCCAGCAGGAGAAAUUCGAUUACCGGGUCACUCAACUUGUGGCUUCAACCAAGAUCACCUGCAAAUGGCAUUAGGAAAACAGAAUCUGUACCGGACUUCAAUCACAUAAGUGCUGCAGCAUCCUUGGAAAAUUACCUCGAGGUUCAUCACGACAAUCAAGGACGUAGUCUCUCCACGCCCGAGAUCGUGAUGAACGGAGUCUCCUUCGAGAAUAAGGUCCAUCCGGUCUUUCCCGAGAAAUCGAACGUCGCAUUCGAGCCGUUGGAAGACGUUGAGUCCCGAAACCUGUCAACCCUGGCCAGAAGUCCUGACGACGACAAGACGAGACUGGACCUGGAGCAAACGCGUCAAGAACUCAAUAAAAUUACACGACGAAGCAAGCGUGGACGAUACCUGUCAAGAAUGAGCAAUUUGUUUCGCUCUUCGGCUCCGAAAAUCGUCGUCCGUGGCGAUGACGAGAAUGAUUCCGACGACAGCCCGAAACUCACUCCGAAGAAAGCUGCACGAGUUAUCGACAGAUACGCGAGGUGGAUCUUCCCACUGGCGUUCGGGAUUUUCAACUUGUUCUACUGGCUGAGCGUCGCAUUGUCCUAAGGGUUUCAAUGGAAUGACUCAUUUGCAAUGCAUUAUUGGCACAAGCUAGUCAAGAGAGGAUUAAAAAUCCUAUCGUUCCGUUUUCGAUGCUAUGAUAUUUCGGAAACAAUGCUCCAUAUGUUCAAAUCGAAUUAAUA
Molecule: messenger RNA, 2120 nt
Organism: Notodromas monacha
Lineage: Eukaryota; Metazoa; Arthropoda; Ostracoda; Podocopida; Cyprididae
Source: the annotation of a GenBank genome assembly